AGUUUAGGGGCAGCAGGCCCCAACCGAAGCAGAGGAAGGGCCCACGUCUGGGCCCAGGGGACUGACUGGCUGCCUUGCGUGCAUGGGGCAUGGGAAGCAUAGGCUCCCGGAACAGGACCCUGCCCCAGUUUCCUCAGUGAGGGAAGGACACCGUUCCCCGUGGGACAGAGCACUGCACCCUUUCUUGAUUCUCAUUGUUCCCGGGAGCGUGCGCCUUGGCUGCGCUGGGCAUACCCACCCUGGCGCCAUUCACAGGCAGUGCCUGCCCUGGCCCUGUGCUCACCCCAUCAGGCCUCCUCUUCCGCCUCUCUGGCACCCACGGCGCCCCUGCUUGCCUCUGUCCGGGUCUCGGAGGCGCGAACACCAUCCCAAGCCGGCGACCGCGCGGCAUCACCCCCGCCCUUCCCCCUCCUCCACCCCGCCCUUUCUACCCCUCCCGGGAGCUCCUGGGAGUCGGGCCGCCGUGUGCGCAAGCGUGUCCAGCCCCUUCCCCGCCCCCAACCCGGGCCCGGGUCCCCGCCUCCCCUGCAGGCGGACUCGCCCGCUCCCAGGCCGGACCCGCGCCCGGGACAGGGACCGGGCCGAGUCGAGCCGUCGCGCCAGCGCUGCGCCGCCGGUCGGUGCGCCUAGCGGAUCGGAGCUGCGUGCGGAACCGUGCUGCCCCGCCCCGCUCCACCCGUGAGGGUGGCCCGAGGCAGCCGGGAUGACAGCUCUCCCCAGGAAUCCUGCUGCCUGCUGAGAAACAUGGUCAGCAAGUCCCGCUGGAAGCUCCUGGCCAUGUUGGCUCUGGUCCUGGUCGUCAUGGUGUGGUAUUCCAUCUCCCGGGAAGACAGGUACAUCGAGCUUUUUUAUUUUCCCAUCCCAGAGAAGAAGGAGCCGUGCCUCCAGGGUGAGGCAGAGAGCAAGGCCUCUAAGCUCUUUGGCAACUACUCCCGGGAUCAGCCCAUCUUCCUGCGGCUUGAGGAUUAUUUCUGGGUCAAGACGCCAUCUGCUUACGAGCUGCCCUAUGGGACCAAGGGGAGUGAGGAUCUGCUCCUCCGGGUGCUAGCCAUCACCAGCUCCUCCAUCCCCAAGAAUAUCCAGAGCCUCAGGUGCCGCCGCUGUGUGGUCGUGGGGAACGGGCACCGGCUGCGGAACAGCUCGCUGGGAGAUGCCAUCAACAAGUACGAUGUGGUCAUCAGAUUGAACAAUGCCCCAGUGGCUGGCUAUGAGGGUGACGUGGGCUCCAAGACCACCAUGCGUCUCUUCUACCCUGAAUCUGCCCACUUCGACCCCAAAGUAGAAAACAACCCAGACACACUCCUCGUCCUGGUAGCUUUCAAGGCAAUGGACUUCCACUGGAUUGAGACCAUCCUGAGUGAUAAGAAGCGGGUGCGAAAGGGUUUCUGGAAACAGCCUCCCCUCAUCUGGGAUGUCAACCCUAAACAGAUUCGGAUUCUCAACCCCUUCUUCAUGGAGAUUGCAGCUGACAAACUGCUGAGCCUGCCAAUGCAACAGCCACGGAAGAUUAAGCAGAAGCCCACCACGGGCCUGUUGGCCAUCACCCUGGCCCUCCACCUCUGUGACUUGGUGCACAUUGCCGGCUUUGGCUACCCAGACGCCUACAACAAGAAGCAGACCAUUCACUACUAUGAGCAGAUCACGCUCAAGUCCAUGGCGGGGUCAGGCCAUAAUGUCUCCCAAGAGGCCCUGGCCAUUAAGCGGAUGCUGGAGAUGGGAGCUGUCAAGAACCUCACGUCCUUCUGACCUGGGCAAGAGCUGUAGCCUGUCGGUUGCCUACUCUGCUGUCUGGGUGACCCCCAUCCGUGGCUGUGGGGGUGGCUGGUGCCAGUAUGACCCACUUGGACUCACCCCCUCUUGGGGAGGGAGUUCUGGGCCUGGCCAGGUCUGAGAUGAGGCCAUGCCCCUGGCUGCUCUUAUGGAGCCGAGAUCCAGUCAGGGUGGGGGCGCUGGAGCCGUGGGAGCCCGGCCAGGGCAGGGGGCUCGUUGCUGUGGCACCCCCUCUCUGCCAGCACCAAGAGAUUAUUUAAUGGGCUAUUUAAUUAAGGGGUAGGAAGGUGCUGUGGGCUGGUCCCACACAUCCAGGAAAGAGGCCAGUAGAGAAUUCUGCCCACUUUUUAUAAAAACUUACAGCGAUGGCCCCACCAAGGCCUAGACACGGCACUGGCCUCCCAGGAGGGCAGGGGCAUUGGGAAUGGGUGGGUGCCCUCCAGAGAGGGGCUGCUACCUCCCAGCAGGCAUGGGAAGAGCACUGGUGUGGGGGUUCCACCGAGAAGGGGACCUCAUCUAGAAAAGAGGUUACAAACCUACCAUUAAACUAUUUUUCCUAAAACGGAA
This is a messenger RNA of Pan troglodytes (chimpanzee), 2337 nucleotides long. It is a transcript of the gene ST3GAL4, whose product is annotated as ST3 beta-galactoside alpha-2,3-sialyltransferase 4. Gene Ontology annotation, molecular function: beta-galactoside (CMP) alpha-2,3-sialyltransferase activity; beta-D-galactosyl-(1->3)-N-acetyl-beta-D-galactosaminide alpha-2,3- sialyltransferase activity. Bases 745 to 1746 code for a protein of 333 amino acids. The record is from RefSeq and is a predicted model, not a curated record. NCBI's taxonomy places the organism in Eukaryota, Metazoa, Chordata, Mammalia, Primates, Hominidae. The transcript is spliced from 11 exons. Gene Ontology annotation, biological process: glycolipid biosynthetic process.